GUCCUUAUUUGCUGAAGAAGACUAGAGAAGAACUGACCAUCCCGCCAAGUUUGCCGGCGCCGUGCUGACGCUUAUUAUCGUCGGCGAGCUCAACUUCUGGAGCCCACCGCUGUUCUACCAAAUUGAGCCUAUUGGAAACAUAGGCCAAUGGUCCAGCAUAGUAGCUUCCGUGUUCGCUGCGAUUGGUUCCCUGUACAUGUUGUUGGCAAAAUUCCUUGAGAAAGCUGAGAAAGAGGGAUCGAUCGAAGAGCCUCUGAGCCACUGCCAUUGCCACUGCAUCUACCAUACGCACGGCAGCAGCAGCCCCAACUCGCUCAACGACAACCCAGAAAACGCACAACCACCACACCCUUCGCCAGCCGGGAUGGGUAACGCCGACACGCGAAUCGUGAGGCACGACACAGAACCUGUGCAUGUGCUCUCGCCGACCCGCACCGAAACAUUCCCGGACAACGAAGACGGAGCGCAUGGGCUCGGUAUCCACCCAAUCGAUUCCAACACCUCCGCCGGAACGAACAAGCGCGGAUUCGCAGAGAAACUAAUCCGAGUGGCGACUGCCCUCGAAAGGGUUUCACCAGACCGGUUUGACGAUCAUUUAGCCUUCAAACAGGGCAAAGCGACCGGGUUUCCCGAGAUUCCCGGGGAACCUGCUCGGAACAGAAAUCUAGCCCAGAUAAGGCGACAAUGGGGAGAACCCACUGUCGACCCCGAAGACAGCCUGGCUGCCCCCCGAGGCCGGCGUUCAAGAGCAAGCAGCUUCAGUGGUAGCGUAUCUAGAUCCAACUCUGUCGACCCUCGAGCACACUCUCCCAAACCACCGCCGAGAACACCGACGAGUGGGCCUGAGUCGUCGAUGCUCGGGCUACCGACCACCCACAGUCCUGAGGGCACCUCCGAGUCCGUCUUUCCGGCGCGGCCGUCUGUUGAACUUGAGAAGACAAAGUCUCAUGGUACAGUCGUUACCCUCCAUGAGGGGCCAAACUCGCCAGCGAUCGUUCUCUCGUCGGACGACCAGGAGAAUGAAGCCCAACCACCGACGACAGUCUCUUCGGUCAUUGAGUCAACACAGGCAUCAGAGCAAAUGGAGGACUCAAGGCCGGAAGGACGGCUAGCGGUUCCGGCUGGUGAAGGGUCGGCACAGCGUAUUACAGCAGCAGAGUACCAAGUGCCGCCGCGAGCAACCACGAGGUUAUCCCCAUUGGAUCGGCAACCGGCAUCCCAUAUUAUCGAACAAGCAGGGAGACCAGGCGGAAGCCCAAGUAAUCAAAUAAGCGACGCCGCCAAACAUGAUACGCCACCAACGCAAGUGGCCUCCCCCCCGACCACGAGUUCGCCUGCUACUGAGCAGCAGCUGUCAUCGAGUCGUACCAAAGAGAAGAGGCAGAUUGAAGCGCCAAGCAUUGAGACGGAUGACGCGACUCUAAAGAAUAGGGCACUGCAAGCGCCACAGCCGGCAGCCGCGAGCUUGCCUCCAGUAGAGCAGCGGCCGCCACUAGACCAUGUCGAAGUCGAACGAGUGAGGCAUGCAGAGGAACCAAGCGUUCGGACAGGUUAUGCCAGUCAACAGGAUACGGCACCGCAGCAAUCGACCCCGCCCACACCCGCCACUUCAGGUCUUGUUGUGAGGCGGCCGCCAUUGCAUCGCAUUGAGGAUUCGGUGUCAGAUGGGAGGAAAGAAUCUCCCGCAAGCGAGUCCGCCCAGCAACAUGCGACGCAGAAACGAGCGCCUCAGCCGGCUGAUGGCCGGCCCACAGAGAAGGCGCCACUUCCAUCAUCAGGGGACCUGAAAAGGAACCAGGAAUGAGGCAGAAGGCGACCAUGUCCGGCAACCUGUUUUGAUGAGAUCUUGUAAUGAGAAAUGACUUAUGAAAUGAUGUAACGGACACGGCAAGGGUUCAUUUAAUUAGUCGAGAAAUGGCAAUGGCGUUGGCGUUCUCAGAGGGUUAGGGGCCGAGGCUCACGUCAAGUCAGUACACUUGUUGUAUCAACUUAGCGAAGUGUUUAAUUAGAUGGUGAUAACAGGCGGUACUAUGUAGAUUGGGCGCGAGACACAGUACAGGAGACAAGAGGUGAAAACUAGGUACUGUACAUGGGAAAUCUGCUACGCAUACCAGAU
Messenger RNA from Thermothelomyces thermophilus ATCC 42464, 2116 nucleotides. RefSeq lists its product as uncharacterized. Lineage: Eukaryota; Fungi; Ascomycota; Sordariomycetes; Sordariales; Chaetomiaceae. The transcript has a single exon. Bases 197 to 1804 code for a protein of 535 amino acids. The record is from RefSeq and is a predicted model, not a curated record.